Molecule: messenger RNA, 1902 nt
Organism: Acanthisitta chloris (rifleman)
Lineage: Eukaryota; Metazoa; Chordata; Aves; Passeriformes; Acanthisittidae
Product: leucine zipper protein 1-like
Exons: 1
Source: RefSeq, a predicted model, not a curated record
GUCAGCAAUGACAGCUACAGCCACAGUGGUAAGCAGGUGCCCAGUCCAAGCUUAAUGAAUAGAAAAACAGGAAAAGCAUCUGGUGCAUCUGCCCUUUCAGAGAGUGAUGUGAAAAGAGUGGACGAGAAGUCUUUGGUUUCCACUUUUUCUUCUGGUCAGAAGGAAGGCUGCGUGGGGCAGAGUGAGGGGAAGAGAUCCAAAGAGCAACCUUCUGUCCUCAGCCGAUAUCCUCCUGCUGCACAGGAGCAGAAGUCUUGGAAAGCACCUUCCAAACCUGUUGGUGACACAGGCCUGAGAUCCAAGGCUGAAAAGCCAUCUCAGGUGCUCCAUGGCAACUGCCAAACUGGUGCUGUGGUACGGGAUGAUAAGUCAAGCAAAGGUGAAUCUGUGGCUUCUUCGGCCGAGAAGCCGAAGACAAGUCAGGCUGAAGUCAGUGACUGCUCGGGGGACUCACAGCUCACGAGGGGUAACCACACAUCUUCCAAUGGCACAGCCUCGGCAUACAGGUACCACCUGUCCUCCCAUGUGUCAGCCUCAGACUCUGCUGCUUCGAAAGGAGAAGCAGUGAGCAUUUUUGCUGCAUCACACAGGCAGCCCUUGGAGGGGAGGCCUAAAAGAACAAUAAUCUCCCAGGAAAAAGAAUACACAGACACAUCACUGGAAAGUGCAAAGCCUUCAAUGCUGACAAAGCAUUCCCAUCACUCCAGGAGUCAGGAGGAUGUCCCGCAGGUUCUCACAGGUCUUGAAAAAGAAGACACAAAGCAGUCUUCAAAUUCAGGAGCAGAUCAUCUAAAUGCGGGUUUAAAAACAGACUCCAAAACCAUCCAGAGUAAUCAGGAAAAACCUAAUUCAGAUGAAGAAUCAGGAAGAAGCAAGAAAACAACCAGUCAGUCAGAUUUGGAGACAAGAAAGAAAGGCAGUUCCAAGCAGUUCUCCAGUUCUAGGGGAGUUUUUAGAGCAUCACUUUUUGAAAAUGACAAAACCACUUUAAAUGAUGAAGACUCCACCAAGAGUAUAAAACCAUCAGAUGCCAGCACUGGAGAACUGAAAUCCAGGAGGUCAUUCAGCCCACGAGAAGCUCUGAGAUCAAAAGCUAUCAUUAAACCUGCAAUUGUUGAGAAGGAUAUGAAGGCAGUCAUGGGAGGCAGUCAUGUUCCAGAGGCAGAGUCAGAGAAACAGAAGUCUGCUUUCAAAAUGGUGAAUAAAAUGACUAGCAGCAUCACAAUCUUUCCUUCUGAGCCAACAGCUCCUAGGACCAGUGCAGAUAUAGCAGCAAAGGAAAAGCAUGUUACCACUAGCAACAUCAGAGUUGCUUCGAAUGAGUCUUCACCAUCAAUAACAACCAACCUCCCCACACCCUUUGAGCUAUCCAUUAAUAAAAGUGCUCUGAAAUUACCUGAGACAGACAGAAGUGGAGAGGCAGCGCCGAGAAGUAAAGCCGAAAUGAUGGUCUCCAGAAGCAGCAUUAUGCUAAAGACUUCUGAGCUCACAGAGAGGAGCAGUGAGACACCUUCAGAGACAAUCAACUGGAAGAGCCAUAGCUCUUCAGAUGCAUCUUCGUCUGAAACAAAGCAUGUCACUGUGAGAAGUGCCUGGAGAACACGACAAGGCUUACAUUCCCUGGAGGACUCUCAAACCAAAGUGGAGAAAAGUGCAGCUUCUAGUACUACAAGCUUGUGUAGGUUCUCAGUGGACCUCUCAGAAGUGGAAGGGAACAGUGCAAGAGCAGAGUCCCUGGAGCAGACCUCAGCAAGGACCAGUGCCACGGCUAAUUCCUGGAGUGCCCCUGGACUGGGGUCCCGAAGGACCAAAAGUAACUUAAGUGCAUCUGAACUGCUAACACGCAGGAGCUACACAGGUGAUCCUACAGCAGCUGCUGGUUGGCACCGGACCACACUACCU